AUGAGGGAUGCUAUCGGAGCCGGAAUCCCACCUCAUGCAGAAGACACUGCGGGUCAGACGGCUGAAGAGCUUACUGAUGAGUUGAUGGAGUUGUACCCCAAUGAUCAAAGAGUCGGAAUACCAUCGUUGGAGUCUUGGCCACAUAUUAUCAAACCGAACGAUUCGUACGCCGAGGUACACGGAGCUCAAUAUCGUCGAUCGUGUGCUCUGUUUGGAGACCUUAUCAUUCACUACCAGAGAAGACGCGCGAACAAGUUCUGGGCCAAGCAUGGAAUUCCCAAUUAUGCGUAUCGCUUUAACAUCAAGCCUAAUGGACAACCAGAGUAUGCUGGGGUCACCCAUUUCCAAGAGGUCGCUUUUGUGUUGUAUAAUAUCCUCGGGGACGGAUACAACCGUAAACCUUUUGGUGGUGAAGGAUCAUAUCCAGAGAAUGCCAAGGCAAUGUCAAAGACUAUCAGCACUGCAUGGAUCAACUUCUUCAAUACUCUCGACCCCAACGGAAAGACAGGGGAGGAGAUUUUUAGUGGCAAAGAAUGGCCUGCUUAUGACUUGUCUGAUGGUCCUGAUGGAGAGGGUAUCGUUUUCAAUAUCAACGGGUCCGAUAUUGAAGUAGAUGAUUGGAGAUCUGGUGGAAUGGAGUGGAUGGCUGAGCACGCUUUGGACGUUUUCGGGAACUAA
Messenger RNA from Fusarium graminearum PH-1, 678 nucleotides. RefSeq lists its product as uncharacterized. The record is from RefSeq and is a predicted model, not a curated record. The transcript has 2 exons. Bases 1 to 678 code for a protein of 225 amino acids. NCBI's taxonomy places the organism in Eukaryota, Fungi, Ascomycota, Sordariomycetes, Hypocreales, Nectriaceae.